Molecule: messenger RNA, 2427 nt
Organism: Lodderomyces parapsilosis
Lineage: Eukaryota; Fungi; Ascomycota; Pichiomycetes; Serinales; Debaryomycetaceae
Gene: AFT2
Product: Aft2p
Exons: 1
Coding region: 1-2427 (808 amino acids)
Molecular function (GO): DNA-binding transcription factor activity, RNA polymerase II-specific
Source: RefSeq, a predicted model, not a curated record
AUGAGUGAAAAAGUCUCAUAUAGGAUCCCCCUUGAUGAUCUAAAGUUGGAGAAUAAACAAUUUUCAUCAAAAGAUGACAUAAAGCCUUGGCUUCUGGAUGUACUACUACGAAAAAAGGGUAUUCACAUUGUUAUCGAAAGGUCUGAUGCCACUAAAAUAAUAUUUAAAUGCAAAAACAAGGAAAAGAAGACUAAAAUUAUUGAAUCAAAGAAUAAAAAUACAAAGAUUCCAAUACGACGUCAUACAAGUUGUCCCUUUAAGAUAAGAGCAAAUCUUAGCACAAGACAAAAGAUAUGGUCUAUACUGGUCAUCGACGAUCGCCAUGACCAUGUUGUUGAUUGUCAAGAAAAAGAAGAGAGUCCUCUGCCAAAGGUGCAAACACGGGAGUUGCAACCAUGUGAACCACAGCGACAACAGCAACAACCACAAUCCGGGCAACAACAACAGCAGCCCCCACUGCUAAGCACCAUAGGAACGGGUUUGAAUUUGAGCAGGAGCAAUAUGGACAAAAAAUCCAAAUUGGAGUCUGAAAUCAAGAAUAAUGACAAAUCUAGCUCCACCAACACUGAUCAAAGCUCUUCAGUGUCUGCCUUCUCACAUAGAAGCUCAGACGAAUUCAGGGAUAGUCCACCAACAUCGUUAAACCUGAUUGGAGAAGAUACAUCGACUGGCACAGAGGAGUCAUCAUCAACGUCAGGGAACUCUACCAACAACUCCAUCAGCUUGCCAAAGAAGCGCAAACUUCACUCCACUAAGGGCUAUAGCAAAAACAAGAAGGCAAAAGAAGAGCUACCAACGGAUUUUGUUGAAGUUCCCCGGCAAGCUGCACGUAAGUCAAUUUCUAAACGUGAUUUGAAUAAAGACUCAGAUGGCGCAAAGAAGCAACGAAGAAGGUCGGCGCAAGAGUCAACGCAACAAGAAGCUCCUCAUGAAGUACAAGGAUCUGCAAAAUCACCACAAAAUCCUAAACGUGAACAACUACGGUCACAUGUUCAACGUUCAAACCAAAAUCAAUACAAUGGGCAAGUUGAUCAAUUUUUUGCUUCUCAUCCCAAAGCCCAGGUACUACCUAUCCCCAAACCUCAAUCUCAAUCAAAAUCGUUGAAUGCUAUGCAGGCGUUGCAAAAUGAGGUGCGGCAAAAAAUUAAGUAUUACAUUCUUGACAAUCGAAACAUUACCGAUAAUCAAAAGACAGCCAUGCUAGAUUCAUUUGUUUCGCAGUUGUUGAUUGAAUACAAGAAUUCCUUUAGUCCUCAAUUUUUAGAAUCAUUGAGGCAAAACUUGUACGGGAGGGAUAACAUGGCUGGAGGUGUACAGGGUUCCUUGAGUGGUUAUGUUGACGCAAGAAAUUUUCAACAAAAUGGCUCAAUUAACCAACCUCCAUUAAAUAAAAAGGCUGCAUUGAACAACUGGUUGCUUAGUGGUUUGAAUGAUUCUUCGGGGUCUGGUUUACCAGGAUCAACGAUUCCAUUAUCGCCCUUGUUGAAUGACAAUGAUAGCGUGUAUGCUGCCGCAGCAGCUGCAGCUGCCGCUGGUGUUGAUGGUGUUGGUGGUGUUGGUGGUGUUGGUGGUGUUGAUGGAUCCGAUGGUCUUCAUGGUAGUUCGUUGGAGAAUUUGUCAUCAGCACCACCGAUCGCGAGCCAAGCAUCUAAUGGACUGGGCUAUGCCAAUCAAAGUAAUGGUGGCCAGUUACCACAAAUCCAAAACCAAGGUCAGCAACUUCCUCCAAUCAACAGUAUACAAAAUAAGAUUUUAUCUAAUGAAGAUAGUGGCUCAAAUGGCAACAUAAGUCUUGAUUCACAAUCAUCAACUAAUAAUAUCUUGAAUAAUUUGAGCACAAAUGGCACAUCUUUUGCGAUGGGGAAUGCUCCAGGACUAGGCGUAAACUUUGGCCCAUCAAAUGGGUCGACAAAUGCUUCAGCUAAUGGGUCUACCAGAAACAGUGGCAAUUUUACUAACCCCUCAAAUUCAUUGUCAUCGUCAUCGUUCUUUGGUAACACGUCAACAGGAAACAUGUCAUUGAUGCCUCCACUAAAUUCAUCCACAUCUACAUUGAACCCUUCGCAUAUCCUCAAGAAUAGUGUUGGUGGCAAUAGCACUGCCAAUGGGGUUAACAAUAACCAAAUGAUUAACGGUCACGGUCACAGUUCACAGACCAAUGGGAAUUCCAAUAAUCCAAACUUGACACCGCUAGGCUUCAGCCUUGGGAAAAACAUCAACCUGAACUCAUUUAUGGCUCCUAAUGCAUCGCAAUAUGGAGGCUAUAAUGGCAACGCUAAUGGGGGUGGUAACAAUAAUAACCUGUAUUUGUUUGCGUCGCCAUCUACAAAUCCACCAAAUCAAAGUAAUGGCAAUGGAAUCGGAAAUGGAGAUAAAGAUCAAGGUAUGAUGUUGGGCAAUUUAUCAAAUUAUGACCCAGGCUGGUGA